Molecule: messenger RNA, 1440 nt
Organism: Anopheles marshallii
Lineage: Eukaryota; Metazoa; Arthropoda; Insecta; Diptera; Culicidae
Product: leucine-rich repeat neuronal protein 2-like
Exons: 1
Coding region: 1-1440 (479 amino acids)
Cellular component (GO): extracellular matrix
Molecular function (GO): protein binding
Source: RefSeq, a predicted model, not a curated record
AUGAACCGCACCGUGUUGCUGGCCGUUCUGGUCGUCUGCGUGCAAGUGUUACGCGCACAGAAGGAAGAUUCGGUAGUGCCGGAGGUGCGUGUUAUCGUGUCGCAUCUUUGCCACUUUAAAAAGCCACUGCAGGAUCCGACCGAUAUUGAUGGCGAUCAGUACUGCGAUUGCGAUGUGCACAACUUGCCUACGGGUCUUCCGGAGGUAACGAUCGACUGUAGAAAGCAUCAGCUGGGGGAUGACUUCUGGCAGGAUUAUGAACAGUUACCCCAGGGCACAACCCAUCUGGACCUAUCCCUUAACGGGCUGUCGCUCGUGCCGCGCCUUAGUGGGGAGAAGCUCGUCUAUCUAAACAUCGGCCACAAUCAGAUAGCGGCAAUCCCCGAUAAGGUGUUCGCCAAUGUGUCGCUGCUAGAGGAGUUGGAUCUAAGCAGCAAUCGCAUCGAAACACUUACCACCGAUGCGUUGGCCGGACUGGCCAACCUCAAGACGAUCGAUUUGAGUGGCAAUCGGCUCGGUUCGAUCGAGGUGAACGCAUUCUCGAACGCACUCCAGCUGAACGUGCUCAUCCUUUCGAACAACUCGCUCGGUACGUUCUUCAAUCGAACCGAGUCGGACCUUUACCUCCGACUCGGGGUCACCAACAGGCUGGCGGUGUUGAAGAUGGAACGCUGUAACCUCACCGACAUCAACCUCUCCAGUGGCGUUGGUCUCGAGCAAGCCCUGCUCGGUUACAACCAGCUGCAGCAGCUCACCAGGCUGCCCAAACAGCUCACCUACCUGGACCUCAGCGGCACUCCGAUCCGAAGCAUUCCCGCCAAGUUCCUGCCCCAUCUGCUGCAUCUCCAGUCGCUCAUCCUGCGGGACAUGCCCAUCCUCUACACGCUGGAACAGUACGCGCUCUACGGGUUGCCGCGCUUGGCCUACCUGGACCUCCGGGGAUCCCGCAACCUUUCCACCAUCCAUCCGCACGUCUUCGGCCAGAACGUUGUGCGCAACGAAACGGACACGGUACUCCAGCGUCUCAUCCUGAAGGGCACCAACAUCCGCACGCUCAACUCCACGCUGCGGUUUGCGUUCGAGAAUCUGCGCGUGCUGGACAUCCGCGGUGCACCGUUGCGCUGUGACUGUCAGUUGCGUUGGUUGCGGGAACUUCCGCUCCUGCGAACGACCGGCAGCUGUGCCAAACCGAACGCACUGCGUGCGACCAUCUUCGGCAACGUGCAGCCGAACCAGUUCCAGUGCCGUGCGGAACAGUUCUGGAUCUACACCGUGUUCAACGUGCUGUUGGCGAUUCUGCUGAUUGUGCUCGUGUCGAUCGGUAUCUUCCUGAUCGUGAGGGCUAUCCGGCCAAAGCCACACGUCCAGUUGCGGAUGGUCGGUGCCACGAGUCCGUAUGCGCGCGUAACGAUCGAACCGAACCGGGCAGAGGUGUUGUAG